Messenger RNA from Sitodiplosis mosellana (orange wheat blossom midge), 4667 nucleotides. RefSeq names its product WD repeat-containing protein 46-like. Lineage: Eukaryota; Metazoa; Arthropoda; Insecta; Diptera; Cecidomyiidae. The record is from RefSeq and is a predicted model, not a curated record. Gene Ontology annotation, molecular function: protein binding. Gene Ontology annotation, cellular component: nucleolus; 90S preribosome; small-subunit processome. Gene Ontology annotation, biological process: maturation of SSU-rRNA from tricistronic rRNA transcript (SSU-rRNA, 5.8S rRNA, LSU-rRNA). Bases 2747 to 4597 code for a protein of 616 amino acids. The transcript has 5 exons.
GAUUUUGAAUCUCUGUCGGUAUACUGUAUUCGCAAUAUAACGUAGCAUUCACGACGAAGCGGUUGGCUUUUACAUUGUUGUUGCCAGCGAUAUUUUGACGCGCAAUUCGAAUCGAACAGUCGACAAUGUAGCGUGCAUUUUUGCAGACGGAAUAGAAAAUUUGUGUGCAGUUUUUUGUUGUUGAAAUUGUUCAUUUUGAAUAUGUAAUGUCAUUUUGAAAUUGUGAAUAACCGUAUGUGAUUAUAGCGUAAUUUUUUGCUGUUGUUUGAACCGAGAUUAGAACCGUUCCUAGAGAAACGCUUAGGAAAAUUUGUAGGUCGAAGUAAUCCAAAAAUUGGCAGUGAUUUGUAUGCUUUUCAUGAGAAACGCAUUUUGGUGUGACAUAACCGCAAAGUUCGCAAACUCGCUCAUCUAACUUCUGUUUUAUGUGCAAGAAACAUCAGCUGAAUCCAAAAAGUUCAAUUUUGUGAUUCCAAUCGAAAUGUCUGACGUCGGACCACCGCCAACAAAGCGAACGCGCUACAGUGCCCGGAUUGCUUCGGCCAAUCGAUCAACCGGUGCAACACCAUCGACGUCGACUUCAAGUCGACCGCGGUACAUACUAAGAAGUAACUCCAAACCGGAAGAUAUCGUCAAACCGCUCGCAGAUUCCGAACACCGACGAAAACCACCGAAAUAUCGCAUUCAAAAACUGAUGCAUCUCAACGACGAUUGUUUGUUGACUAUUUUCGAGCACAUGGACCCAAACACACUGAGUCACAUUGCAGCAGCAUGCAGUCGGCUCAGCAUUUUAGCCCGUUAUCACUUUCGUAUCAAGCACUCUGACUUCACCACCGCAUCACUCGUUGAAGAUGGCUCACCGAAUUUGAGAAUGAUGAUGAAGAUACUGACAAACUUUGGCGAUCUCAUCACAUCGUUGCACUUGUUGUGCUAUUUAUUUGUCCAAACAAGCAGAACACCGUACGAUUUGCUAGAGUUGGUCAAACGACACUGCCCCAAUUUGAAGACGCUGAAGCUUGAAGAUUUCACCGUGGCAAACGUGCGCCUUGUUGGAAAGCUGAAACCGUUGUUCCAAAACGUUGAGACAUUGGUGCUUGACAACUGUACGUUCAGUACCCAUGAUUUUGGUGCAAUGAAACAUCUUAAAAUGCUGAAAAUCGAAGCUGGUGACACUCCACGUGACGUUUUCACUCGAAAUUUUCCUAAAUUGGAGCAAGUGGAAUUUGUAGACAUGGAAACGUUUGAUGAUGAUUCGUUGAUGCAAUUUGUCAACCAAAAUCCAGCGUUGAAGCGAUUGUCGAUUGUCAACUGUGAGUUUGUGUCAACGAAAGUAUUUGCUGCAAUUGGUCAACUGAAGCAGCUCGAGGAAUUAGAAUUCCACCAAUACUACAUUCGACGAUCGGAUGAAGCAUUUCAGUCUGAUUUAAUGCAAUUGGCAUCAAUGGGAAAUCUGAAGGUACUGAAGUUGAAUUGUACCAAAAUGACCGUUUCUGGUUUACUCGAAGGCUUCGCGAAAAAUAAAAUUCCGAUUGAGCACAUGGAACUUGUCAAUGGUCGGAUCGAUGACGAAACAAACGGAAACAUUCACAAGCUGAAAACAAUCAAGACGCUAUGUUUGAAUGAAAUGGCCGGACUUACUGAACAUCACCUGCUGGGUUUCGUCAAAGAAUUGAAAUCGCUUGAGAAAUUGCACAUCAACACACUGGCAAAAAUCAAUCGAUCCAGUCUGAGAGGAAUUGCUCGCUAUGGUAACCGGUUGUCUUGUCUGAAAAUCGAUUCACCUCUACUGGUUUUGGACAGCGACACCUACCAAGAUAUGCUGACCGCAAUUCAAAAACGUGACCAAAACAUCAAGCUUGAUCUGACAAUUUAUGGCGAUGGCAAUCAGUUGUCUGUUGCGGAAUCGCUUUCAAAGGGACCAAACGAGAAAUGGUUCACCGUGAAAGAGUUGAAUCGAAUGCACAAUCCAAUCUUCCCUCGUCAGGCAACACCCGACGAUGAUGAUGAAGAUGAUGAUGAAGAUGAUGAUGAAGAUGAUGACGAUGAAUUCGACAUGUUUGAUGAUGAAACAGACGAAGAGUUCGGGCGAAGAGAGGAAGAGGAGGAGGAGGAGGACAGCGGCAGCGAACGUGACCGCACAGCUACAGAUUCCGAAGACGAAGCAGAUACUGAUUGAUAGCCCAUCACUUGAUGUAGCACAUUACAUUACGCAAUCAUAUGGCCAUUUCGAAAUUUGAAUAAGAAAUACCGCAUUCUAAUCUUCUUGAAAUCAUAAGUUAAGUACAUAACAACACGUUGAACGAACCGAAAUCAAAAUAGUAAAAGGUCAGAAGGGAAAAUGCUAAAAGGGAAGGGAAUUCCACAUUGAUUUUUGUUGUUUAAGAAAAUAAUCUUUAUUCGUUAUUCAUUUAUCAACACCAUAUUCAUAUCAACUUGAUAUUAUCGAGUUUAUUUUUGUUAGUCGAAGAGUCUGAAAUUCAGUUAUUAUAAAUUUUUGUUUGGAAAGUUUCUCAUUUAUUGUGCUUUUUGAAAAAGCAAUGAUGAACAAAAUAGAAUAUAAAGUAAUGUUUAAGAAGAGUACAAAUCAAAAUCUCUAAUUAAAUAAAAAUAAACGAGAAAAAUGCCAUCGUGUGUACAUUUUUUCAAAGUUGUCUAAUGUUCCAGAGAAACUUUCAUUGAACGCACUCUGUCUGCGAGCCGUUUGACAUUUGCUUUUGACAUAAACACUGUCUAUCACAAGUAGCACAUGUUUACAACAGUAAAUAGCUCAACUGCAUGCAGUGCAUAUGAACGAGCCAAAAUGAGUAAAGAAAUCGAAAAAUUGAAGAAGCCAGAGAAAAAACCGGUGCGAUAUUUCAGCGAUGUGAAUAAAACCAAGUCAGACGAUGUAGAGCACAUAAAGGUGAACAACCAAAAGAAGGCGAUUCCAUUCAAAGGUGAAGUGAUUCGAGUGCAGGAAAAGGCAAAAUUCUAUGCAAAAUCUAAAUGGGACAAUAAGUGGCCGGAGAACGCAAGACAUGGCCAGCAAAAGCGAAAGAAGAGUUUGGUUAAGCUUGAAGUUGAUCCGUAUGCAAAAGACCGACAUUCUCGUGGCGGUAAAUCGAGUGGCGAAGGAAUAAAAACCGAUUAUUUCAAAGAGAAACUCCAGCGUAAAGAAGUUUACUAUGAUUUUGCCAAUGAACAAGCGGCCCGAGCUGAACUGCUGCUCAAUGAAGAAGAAGGUUUUAUCGAAGCGGAGGAUGGCGUUAGCACGGCCGAAUACACACAGAAAGAAAUCGUGGAUAAUGUCGAUAUAUCUGCUGCAUCGAAGCAUUUUAAUCUAAACUUAGACUUUGGCCCGUAUCGCAUGCGAUACACAAAGAAUGGUCGUCAUUUGUUGAUCGGUGGACGUAAAGGUCAUGUGGCUGCAUUCGAUUGGAUUACAAAGAAAUUACACUGUGAAUUCAAUGUUAUGGAAGAAAUUACCGAUGUGUCAUGGCUUCAUAUCGAGACAAUGUUUGCCGUUGCACAGAAAAACUGGGUGCAUUUUUACGAUAAUCAAGGCAUCGAAGUGCAUUGUGUCAAAGCAUUGAAUCGAAUUAGACGCUUAGAAUUUUUACCGUAUCACUUUUUGAUUGUGAGCGCCAGUGAUCAGGGACAUUUAUCAUGGUUGGAUGUGUCAACGGGUAAUUUAGUGGCAAAUUAUCAUUCGAAAUUGGGUCCAAUCCAAAUGAUGGCACAGAAUCCAUACAACGGUGUAAUGUGCAUCGGUGAUUCAAAAGGUGUGGUUUCGAUGUGGGCACCAACUGUCCGAGAACCACUGGCAAAAAUGUUAUGUCAUUCCACACCGAUGACAGCGUUGGCGGUGGAUCCGAGAGGAACAUUCAUGGCGACCAGCGGUUUAGAUAAGCAUGUUAAAAUCUGGGAUGUUCGUUCAUUGAAUGGACCAAUUUGUGAUUACAUUUUACGAACACCGGCAAAUGAACUGGCUAUUUCACAACGUGGCUUAGUUGCAUUUGGCAUUGGCAAUCAGUGUGAAAUUUAUCGUAAGCCGAACAUGGUGUCAGUCAAAACGCCAUAUUUGCGACAUAAAUGCUAUGGAACAAUUGGAAAUAUGCAAUUCUGUCCGUUCGAAGAUGUAUUAGGCGUUGCCACAGCCAAAGGAUUCACGUCAUUAAUUGUGCCCGGUUCUGGUGAGCCUAACUUUGAUGCUCUUGAAGCUAAUCCAUAUCAGACUAAAUCACAGCGUAAAGAAAGCGAAGUGCAUGCUCUAUUGGAUAAGAUUCCACCCGAACUGAUCAAACUCGAUCCAAAUGUAAUUACACAAGUAGAUGUGCCCACACUUAACGAAAACAUUGAAGCCAAGAAAUCAUUAUUGUACCUCAAAGUACCGCAAGUCGAUUUCAAACAGCGCAAAAAGAUGAAAGGAAAAGGUGGCUCGGUGAAUGCGUUUAAAGCGAAGAAAAUCGUACGAGAUCAAACGAAGAAACAGUUUAUACAAACAAUCAAAGGCGUUAAGAAGCAACUCAUCGACGAACAUCAAGUCAGUGCAGCAGACGAUAAGAAGAGUGUCAAACAAGGUGCUCUCGAUAGAUUUAAGCAAAAGAAGAAAAAGUAAAAGUAAAAAUACCGUUUUCAAUCGAUUCUACGAAAGUUUCAAAUAAAUUUGAUGUAAAUGAUAAGAAAAA